UUAAUGUGCCCUGAGGAGCUUGAGAAAGGAAGGACUGGAUGUGGAUCUGAAGUGGAACAGUCUCAUAACUCCAGAACUAGCUGUAGUGGAGAUAACUGUGAUCAACAAGAAACAGAAACAGAAUCUGCCAAGAGGAAAAGCGACAAUACAGGACUAGGUAGCUUACCCACCCAGAGGCUUUUAAUAAUCUGCAAUAAAGUUAACUGUUGCUCUGAUAUUACAGGUGCAUCAUGGCCACACGUAACUGUGGUGAAUUAUGUAUAUGAAUCCUCCACGCUGGAUUCAAUUUCAGUGCAGGUAGCUGAAGCCUUGAAUGGAAAACAAGUCAAAUCAGUUGCCUUUAUUCUCCAUAUUCAGCAAGAGGCAAUAUAUAUAUGUGGGUCUGGAGAGGUUCAGACACUCACACCAAUUACUAUCCGUGAGAACAAAGCUGUGCAGAGAUUCUUUGACAAUAUUGUGUCCAGCCACAUUGAUGUGGAAGAUGCAGAAAGCAGAAUGGACUUCCUCGGCUGUACUUCCCUGCUGACUACAGACUUGGAAGAACUCAGGAGAGACUUGGAGAUUCUGACAGGUGUCUCUGUUGGCAUGGCAAGAACCCUACUGGAUAAUAAGCUGGUGGCAGGUCCAAGCCCGAUGUCAGAAAGUAUAAAGAAGCACAUCCUGGAUCUCUACUGUGAAAGUGACAAGCUGAAACGCCCACAUCCCCAGACACUGGCAGAGUUUGAAAAGAUACACGUAGUGGGAAAAGGAGCCUAUGGGACAGCAGUUCUGUAUCGGAAGAAGGACGAUGACUCACUGGUCAUUCUCAAAGAGAUCAAUAUGCAUGAACUGAACCACAUUGAAAGGCAGAGAGCGUUGAAUGAGGUGAAGGUACUUUCCAUGCUGGACCACCCCAAUAUCAUCAAUUACUAUGACAGCUUUGAAGAGGAUGGUGUACUGAUGAUUGAGAUGGAAUAUGCAGAGGGAGGAACAUUAGCACAGUAUUUGGCACAGCAGGAUCGAGAGUUGGAAGAACUGGAAAUCCUGAACCUCUUCCACCAAAUGGUGGCCGCAACCUGUUACCUACACGAACACAACGUGUUACACCGAGAUCUAAAGACGGCCAACCUUUUCCUCACCAAAGAAGGCGAAGUGAAGCUUGGUGAUUUUGGGGUGGCCAAAUUGAUGAUGACAGGAAGUGAGGCACAUACCAUCUUGGGCACUCCUUAUUACAUCUCACCCGAGAUCUGCGAGGGAAAAUGCUACAAUGAUAAGUCUGACAUCUGGUCGCUUGGUUGCAUCCUUUAUGAGAUGGCAUGUCGUCAGCGCACUUUUGAAGGAACUAAUCUACCAGCAGUAGUAAAUAAGAUCAUGAAGGGACAGUUUGCUCCCAUCACUAAUAACUACAGUCCUGAGUUUAAAGGCCUUGUGAUGGACAUGCUGCAAAAGGAGCCUCAGUAUCGGCCAUCUGCUCAUGAGUUGCUGUAUGUUCGUCUCCCUGAAAUGAUGGCAAAAUAUGAAGAAACUCCGGUUCAGGAGAAAGGGCCGGGAUCUGGCCUUCGGUGUGGCCUGGGUCACAAGAAAAAUGGACGCACAGCUCUUUAUUAUUUCUCAAUGUCUGAUAUGGAGCUCUGCCCUCUGGACGGACUGCCUGCCAAGAUUAAAAUUAGACAGGUCACGGUAUCUGACAAUCACAUGAUAGCAGUCACUGCGGAGAGAGCUGUGUACACAUGGGGAAGCAAUCUGAAAGGCCAGCUUGGUCAUGGAGACUUGCAAUCACGUUCACGACCCCAGCUGGUGGAAGCCCUCAAAGGAAAGUUUAUUGCCAGGGCCAGUUGUGGACGUGGAUUCAGUGUGUUUAUCAGUGACAAUGGAAUUGUAAUGACUUCUGGAGAUGGAGCCCAAGGCUGCCUGGGGCACGGGGACUUUUUCAGCACCUCCAGGCCUUGUUUGAUUGAGGCCCUGCUCGGUGUAAACGUCCAAGCUGCUGCAUGUGGUCAGCAGCAUGUGGUGUGUGUCAGCGGUGAUGGCGAGGUAUUUUCGUGGGGUAAUGGAAAAUUUGGCAAACUAGGGCUUGGGAAUGAUGACAAUAGCUGCUUGCCAAUAAAAGUAACUUUUGAGGAGCAGAUCUUUAUAAAAGAUGUAAAAUGUGGCUUAGAUGGAACCAUGUUCUUAACAGAUACUGGUAGCCUGCUGGCUUGUGGUAACAACCAAUACAAUAAACUUGGCUUGAAUGAACGACGAGGCCUUCUCAUGCAGAUGACAAUGCUGUUUGCAAGAACCGACGUUGAAGGCAGAAAAGUUCCCACAGUAGUGAAGGCAUUGAGAAACCAGCAUGUGAGGGAUGCUGUGCUGGGUCCCUCACACACGAUUGUACUGGUAGAACCUGGCAAUGUAUUUACCUUUGGGAGGAACACAGAAGGACAGCUUGGAACAGGCAACACCAAACCCUAUAAAAUGCCAGUGCAUGUUAAACAAUUGCAGCAUCAAACCAUAUCUAUUAUCAGCUGCGGGGAGACAUUCAGCGUUGCUGGGACGGAUAAUAAUAUUAUCCUCUUCUGGGGCACCUGGUCCAAGUUGACGCUCUCUCCAAAUCCGUCAGCUUCAGUCAGAGUCUGUCAGGCAGGUACUUCUGCCACCUCAGUGUCACCUUCACCAGUGGAAACCCAGGACUCCAAUUCUGGAACGGCAAGUCACAAAGAUGGCGGGAAAAAUAGUGACGACGAAAAGCAGCUCAGUGGAAUCGAGAGCAAAUCUGCCGACGAAGACAAGUUAGAUGCACCAGAGUCAUCAUUAUCACAGAAGAACACUAAUUGGUCCAAAGCUGGUUCACUGGAACAACAUGAAUCAUAUACAAGUAUGACAUCAGUUAAAGGCAAGAGGAAAUCUAAGAAAGAUCAUACAGAAACCAGCCCUGAGAGCAUCAAGUCCGAACGUAAGGAUCUGCAAGAACCAGCCAGAUCAAAACCAAAUACCUUUGGAAGUGAGAGCAGCCUUCAGGAAGGAGAAAGUAGCCAACUGGUUCCUGUUCCUGUUGUGUCUUUGAAACAGAACCUAGGGGACUGUGUAGAUGUGUGCUCUCCCUGUCUCAGGGGUAUUAUAUGUAAUAGGGAGAUCAUCUACGUCCUCGUGGAGGGCACUGAUCCACCUUGCCACAGGCCUGCCAGGAGAUUUCGUAGCUUUCGAAAGCGCGGAAACCGUGAGAGCACGGUGUUGAAGCAGGGGCGCGUCCUUCAUUAUUCCCAUUCCAGUAACGAAGCCGGAGAUGAGUACACCAGCUCUGAGAUGUCCGAGCUGGAGACCAGUAACUUCAUCCCAACGUGGAUACGAAACGAACUUAAUGAGGCAAUGGUGACCGGAGCAAGGGGAGAUGAAAAGCACAGUGAAGUUGACACUGUCACCUCUUCAACCAAGAAUGGAGUGGACGACUUGAGCCCUGCAGGUGAAAUCAAUAGAGAGGGGGCAAAACCACUCGCAGAACAGGUGGCUGGAGGUUUGGAAAUGACAAGUGGUAACUAUGAUGGAGCAAAGCACAGCAGCAUCUCCACAUCAGGAAGUUCUGAUGGACAACCAAUCCCCUUCAAACAGAAGACUGCCAGGAGUAAAGAUAAACAUGGAAAACCUGUGCAAGGUUUUGCUGUGUCCACAAGUCAAAGGAGACAUUACCAGUCCAAGAUGGAUAUGGGCCCAGACUCGGCUCGGAUCUGCUCCAAACCAGUUAAGGCUUGUGAUAGGAACAUCUCUGCUUCUCCCUGGAAAUCAGGAAUGCUGAACACUCCAGGGCCUGGAAAUCAGAAAUCACUUAACAGACCACGGAUCAGCAGGGGGCGAGGGAAGAGUAGAGCUGUCUGGCUGAACUCUGAGACUUCAGCUCUGAAGAAUUCCAAAUACUACCAUCAUCCAGCUCAUAUCACAUCACCUCUCUCAAAGAACAAGUGUGGAACUUUCCCUGGAGAAGUGAGGAGAAAACAGACAGCUGAAGAGAGAAUCCAGUCUCAGGAAGAAGAACACAACAAUUUGUAUCUCCUGGAGGAACAGCAGCGACUAGCACUGGAGCGGGAAGCCAGACUUCAGACAGAGAUAGACAAGCUGUACAAGGAGCUGAAAGAACAGAAACAGCUCCUCAAAGAGAACCAUGACGUAAUGCAACAAUUACAGGAGCAUCUGCUGAAGGUGCAGUCUCAGCAGUUCCGGAGCAACGUCCAGGCAGAACCAGGGCAUGCAGUCAAAGCCGUGACCAAACCAGAGAGUAAAAUCUGCACUGUAAUGUAGAGAGCCCAAGUUUGACAUUUCCAAGUG
This is a messenger RNA of Mobula hypostoma (lesser devil ray), 4278 nucleotides long. Its product is annotated as serine/threonine-protein kinase Nek9-like. The coding region runs from base 4 to 4251 and encodes 1415 amino acids. The transcript has 23 exons. Lineage: Eukaryota; Metazoa; Chordata; Chondrichthyes; Myliobatiformes; Myliobatidae. Gene Ontology annotation, molecular function: protein kinase activity; ATP binding. The record is from RefSeq and is a predicted model, not a curated record. Gene Ontology annotation, biological process: protein phosphorylation.